Molecule: messenger RNA, 519 nt
Organism: Dentiscutata erythropus
Lineage: Eukaryota; Fungi; Glomeromycota; Glomeromycetes; Diversisporales; Gigasporaceae
Source: the annotation of a GenBank genome assembly
AUGUGGUUAUAUUUUUGCAGUUAUAUACUUUUAAUUAUCGUGAAUUGGUAUUUACGAAAACAAAGAAACGUCAGAGUUAGUUUUAUUGAAGGUGACAAUUCUAGAAAUGUCACUAAAUCUUCAAGUCUUAAAAGGAGAAGUAGUAUUAGAAAAAGUUCACUUAAAUAUAAAGGUAGCAAAGGUUCUCUAACAGACGAUGAUGAAGAAAUGAGUGAGAAUGAUGAAAAAGAAAAUUCCAAUAAUUUGAAUGUAUACGAUGUUCAUACUGAACGUGUUGAAGCAGUUCAUCAAGAUGAUGUUUAUAAUGAUGAUUUGAAUGUAUACAAUGCUCAUCCUAUUGAAUCAGUUCAUCAAGAUGAUGUUUAUAACGAUGAUUUGAAUGUAUACAAUCCUCAUCCUGAACGUACUGUUGAAGUAAUUCAUCAAGAUGAUAUUUAUAACGAUGAAUACGUCAUUUAUGGUAAUGCACCCGACGUUGAUGAUAUUGAAAGUAAUGUUGUGAGAAAAGAUGCAGAUUGA